GUAGUCAGUCGGCGGUCGGAGUCCGCGCGUGACGGGUCGCGAGGUGAUAAGCUCGUGCUGCUUGCUCACUCGGUCGGCGGCGGCGCGACGUCACGAUAGACUCCGCGCGCUCGCAAGCAGAAAUACGUGCGUGCGUAACGCUUCGUGUGCAGUGAAAAGUGUGUUUUUUUUUUUUUUCGAAUUGUACGUCAUGCGUGGACUUCGCGUGUCUUCAGUGAUCAAGCUCGGAUUUUCGAGCGGGUGACGAGAAUCCUCGCCCCGAUACGGGAGUCCUCUCAUCUGAAUCGCCUCUCGUACGUACUAUCCAUAUGGGAAUCACGCGAAACGCGCAUUCGUAAUUCCUCAAUUAAAUGCGAGCACGCGUCGGAAGACACACGCACCGAUAGCGGCGGUGGUGGUGGUGAUCUGGACCGAUGCAUCUCGAUGGCACACGCGACAAAAAUAUCCACGAAAGAUCUCGGCAUCUCGCCAAGCGGCCUCAAGAGCUACCGUCGAUGUAGCUUUGAUAAGAUAAUCCCGUGAGAGAUAGUCAUGGUGAUAUAAUAGCGCGUCGAUGAGCGCGGCGAAACUAAACGCAUUCACGCGAUAUUAUUUUCUCUAUUACGGAAACGGGGGUUCGAAAAAUCUGCGGAAUGAUAACGGCAGUUCUCCUGAAUGUUGAAUCGACGUUACGUGCCAAGGAACGUAAUAAACGCGGUCCUUGACGUCCGCGUUCGUAUUGAGGUUCCUUCUUACAAGAGGACGAAUUUCACGCGAGCACGAGACGGCAUAAAGGCGUCCCCGCGUCUAGCGUUUAUGGAGCUCCGAGAUUCCUCGGAAAUUAUACUGCGCCCGAAUGCAGACCGCGGAGGGAGAUACGGAAUGAGCGCAUGAAUGCACGGCUAUUCUUGAAGAACGUUCGCGGCAGGAGCUGUGCACCGUUUCCUAACAAAAAGAGUCACACGUCAGCUACUGAAAGGGAAUACGUGCGCGUAGAAAGGAAACGUCAAGUAUUCUAGGCACGCGUGUAUGACAACGAAAACUCGUUCACCUGAUCAUUCCUUCAUUCUUCGAAAUUUUUCCAAUUGCAUAAGUCGUACGUUUCGAACGUGACAUAUCGGGGCUUCGAGUCCAAAUCGCCAGGCCACCGCACGCGAGAGUGCCGCGGGUCGAUUAAUAUCGAGCUACCUGGUCAAAUCGCAUUCGGAUCGGUUUGAAAAAAAAGAGAAGGAAAAAAAAUCCGUCAUUUUGGGACGCAUGCCGGGGGCUCUUCACGCAAUCGCGUAUUGCGAAUCGGUUCGUGCUGAAUUGCCACGAAUUUCAGAGAUCGCGUCGCCGUGGGAAAUUAAUCGAACGUGAGUGUGUGCAGCUCGAAUGACGAAAGUGGCUGUUCUCCGGAUGCCGAAAUUUUCCUGAAUCCGGUGAAUACCGCAUUGGAAGCGCCGAGUGUAGCCAAAAAGGAGUACCAAGUGGAAAGGCUCUGUGCGUGAGCGGACGAACCGGAUAAACAGCGCGUACGCCCCACGUGGAAGCCCGGAAGAACGUUAAAUGAAUGUUGUUACGGCGAGUGUUGGCGAUCGCGACGAGAAAAUCGAGGAGACACGGCAGGAUCGCCCGAUUUAAAUUCAUAGAUGUGCGAGCGGACGGGUCCACAAUGGUGGCUCGGCUCCCGCAACAAGUUCUGCUACUACUCGUACUCGUUACUGGAGCGUCCACAGGGGAAGCUGAGGACCCGCGAUGGAGCACGUACAGCGCUCGAAAAACGAGUCGGUCAUCGUUGCCGCGAUCCUGGCCGUCUUCGAGUUUAGAGCAUGCCGCGAGGGAGACCAGACCCUCGAAUGGCAAGCUCCUCGAAACUAGCUCUUGGAGCGUGGACAGAUCGAGUCCUGGCACUCGAUCGGAUCCGAGUUUUCUGGGAACGGUGAUCGAAAGAUCCGAAGAAGACGAGGAUGGGAGGAAAAUGCAGUCGCCGGGGUGCAAUGACACCGAGGACGCGAGGAUCGCACGCCAUAACCCGUCCGUCUCUUCCAGAAGCAACGAAACGAGCCAGACGGAUCCGUCCAAUCGGAUUUCCAUCGAGUCAUCGUUCUCUCAGUCGUCGACGAUUGGCUAUCGUGUCGUGAGGACCUCGCCAACUUCUAGAAGUUCCUACGACAUAGUGCCAACGCUGGAGACACGGCUAUCACCCGAAAGACGCGAGAGUUUGAAAAAUACAACAUUAACGUCCACCACAAACAUCGCCAUGCCACGACGGCACAUGAGGCACGUCUCGGAUCCUUGCGAGCAGUUCGAAAUUGGGGAUCCGGCAAAGAGGGAAUUUUAUAGUCCAAAUUAUCCCAAACCAUAUCCGAAUCAGACGAAUUGCGUUCGAGUUUUGGAAGCUGACAAAGGUAUGCUACUGAAGCUCGACUUUCGGGACGAGUUCAAGCUCGAAGACAGCGCGGAUUGCCGUUUCGAUCACCUCGAGAUACGUGACGGUCAGUAUGGUUACUCUAAUCUCAUCGGUAACUUCUGUGGCACGAAUUUUCCCCCCGAGAUCACGUCGAAGACACGCUACCUCUGGCUGCGAUUUCACAGCGACGAGAAUAUCGAAGGCACGGGAUUCAAGGCUGUAUGGAGCGUGAUACCAAGACCGACCUAUCCUGGCGUACUACCGGAACCAGAACCGUGCAUAUAUUAUAAGUCGGAUAAGCAGAUAAUAAUUCAUAGCAACGACAUCGAGGCUAGAAGGAUUCAAGCCGAACAACAGGGUUUUGCGCUGGAUUGUAUGUGGGUCAUUCAAGUGAUGAACGAAUCGAAGAUCCUGCUGACUCUUGAUCUUUUCAAGCUGAAAUUGCCGAACGAGUGCGACGCUAACUUUGUUGAGAUAUUUAAAGAGCGGACGGACAUGUCUUCAAGAGAGAGAAAAUUCUGUGGCAGUAUCGCCGACACCAUCCUCUUGUCAACUCAUAUCGCCCACUUGAGGUUUUAUGCAGAACCGAAAGCUUUGAAUAGUAGCUUUGAGGCGGUGAUAACCUCCGUCAGGGAAAAGAGCGGCGAGAAAUGCCGUGAUGAUGAGUAUGAUUGCGAGGAUGCGACAUGUAUUGCCGCGGAUUUGGAGUGCAACGGUAGAACGAACUGCCGCUUCAAGUGGGACGAAGAUGAUUUAAAAUGCAAUAAUAAGAAGGCACGGUUGAUCGAUUCGCAGCACAUCGUCAUAAUCCUCGUCGUUUUCUCUCUAAUUAUGUUUGGCAUGAGCUUUGCCUUCGUCUUCAACUGCGUUCGGAAGCUCAUCCGCGAUCACCGUAUUAUUCAGGAGCACAUAAGGCAAUCCAGAGAGAAUCGUUUAGACGAACUUGGUCGGAAAUCGACACCGUGUCCAAUUUCAACUUCCAGAACGGAUCUGCAUGAUCAUGGCAGCGAGUCACCCAGUUUGGAAGUCUUGCCCACUAAGGAAUUAAUACCACCCACCACCAUGAUACCUCAGGAAUACACUAAGGAGCUCGUUCUUGAGAUGACUUUUAAUACGAAUGAUAUCACCGAUAUUCAUCAAAGUAAUAAUGUGAGCAACGCCACUCAAGAACGUCUGCAGGAAUCCAGCGAAGAGCCAGAGAUGCGCGAUAAUUACUGUCAAACCCGAGAAAGUCUUUUCGAGUCACAAAUACCAGAUGCAGUAGCACCAUUAGGCUUCACAACCUUUGGUGUGCGCCCUCCCAGCUCCCAAAAUGGGACCAACCUUCAUCAUCAUCACCAUCAUCAUCAUCAUCAUCAUCAACAUCAUCGUCAACAGUCGCAACAGAGUGCUCAAUCGUCGCAACCGAGCUCGCAAUCGUCACAACAAAGCUCACAGCAACAAAGCAUCUCUCAAUGCUCCGAUUGUAGUCCGGCAUCUCGCGGAAGAGAUGGCAGUAUGGGUAUUUGUCCGAAGUACAAUCCUAUACCUGCGCCACCCGGCUGGUCCACGCACGAAUCCAGUUAUCCACUGCCCGUGCCACAAACUGCCCAGUAUCCAGAACAGUUGGAGUACCCGUCCUACCAGAGAUUUCAGAGUCCCAAGCCCAGUAGAGAGUCUAGCGGCGUCUAUCGACAAUCGCCCAAGUUCGUACGACAGGCCACUGUGGGCUCCGGCGAGAGAUACGGUAGUUCUAUAUAUGGGUCCGGUCAUGGCUCUAGUAACACCACGUCCAGCACGUCACAACACUCCUCCGGUAAUACACCCACUAAACGCCAGCCUCAGCCGACACCGGAUCCGAGGUAUCGAGCGGAAGCGGUGAUCGAGGUGGAUCAAAGACGGCCGUUUAGUAUAGAGAGCACAAAGAGUGCCCCGGAUGUGAUCGCGACGCACUGACGCCGGAGUCCUGGGGAUUGGGAGCCCUACAAGAGACGCCAUCCCCGUCAAAAUUAUUCGGCGGUGACUUGCAGCGAUAGUGGGAACAAGGUGACCGUCGCCACGCAGAGUUCUCUCGACGACGACGCCUCGACAAGCUCCACCGUAGAAGCAAACUCCUCCUCCUGAUCCACGUGUCGCGAUGCGCUCGAUCGCAAGAAAUCGGGCGAGAAAUUGCUUGCGAACAGUGAUUUCUGUGAUCGUGAAUCGUCGAGGAUUGGCCAGCCGUCCGAAAUCGUUGAUCGGCUUAUCCAUCCGAAUGGAGGGAAACAUGUCAAGGAACUCGCUGAUGAAACCAUUGAAUUAAAAGGAUCAGCGACAAUCAGUGACAUGUCUGGCUCUAAUUCGAUCAACGUCAACGAGGAGCCUCGACUCGACGAUAUUUCCAUGCCGCGCUCGAUAAAUCGCACUGGUGGUUGGACGACGGGUGAUUCGCUGAUCUCGAAACCGUGGCGAGCAAAAGCGGCUUUGAAGCUGCACGACUUGCCAAUUCUGCGACCACCGGAGGGCUUCAGGGUACCCGUGUUCAGAUGCAGGACUCCAUCUCUUUCCUGGCAGCAUUGCGGGUGUCUCUCGCAUACGCAUUUACCCCCGCAGCGAUCAUCAAUCACCUGGAGUGCCUUUGAGCGAUGCAGUAUGGAUCCCAUGUAUCGCACCUGGCCUAAUCGAACCGCGAGAAGGUUUGGGCGUCCCUCGAGGAGAACGGUCGGUACUCAAAGCUCAUUGGACGGGGCUAAAUCAUCUUUCGGCAUUCUCCGAUGUGUUGUUAGGUCAAUUGAUAUGACAGAGAGAUCCCUAGACCAGGAGAUUGGAGCUUCUAUACCUUUUUAAUGUCUGCUUUAUGAUUUAAAUCACAUCACUGAAUUUUGCAUCAUUAUUAUUGCGUUUUUUUUUUACAGUGGCGCGCAUUCUUUGACUUCACGUGUAAAUCAUCAUGUUUUUUUCUCAAAGGAAAAAAAAUGUGAAUUUUCUUAAGUGUGAGGUUGAUGUAAGCUACUUCAUGAUUAGAGCGA
Messenger RNA from Pogonomyrmex barbatus (red harvester ant), 5358 nucleotides. RefSeq names its product Neuropilin and tolloid-like (gene Neto). Gene Ontology annotation, molecular function: protein binding. The record is from RefSeq and is a predicted model, not a curated record. NCBI's taxonomy places the organism in Eukaryota, Metazoa, Arthropoda, Insecta, Hymenoptera, Formicidae.